GUCCGUCCUGCCAGCCUGCUACAGGCAUUGGUGGGGCGCUUCGGUUUCUGGUGUGAUGGUGCCUGUGCUAUUUCUGCCCCGCGCGCCCUGCCUGCUUCGUUGGCUUUUCUGCGGGGCGGGGCCCGCUCCGCAGGCAGCCGAGCGGCCUAGGCCGGGUCCCUACCCCGCCUCCGAGGUGCAGCCAGGUGCCUAGCGCGCGCGCGUGAUUGGUGUGCUAGGCUAAGGCGGCGCGAGGAGAUUCUGCCUCGCUUGCUGUUUAGGCAGGGAACUCGAAGCGUUUUUGCCUGGGCCCCGGUUGAUGAACGCUGGCUAGUGGGCCAUCUUCCUGUCGCGCCGCUGCCGCUUUCUCAUCGAUGUCUUCACUCUACACGC
Messenger RNA from Amoebophrya sp. A120, 372 nucleotides. Lineage: Eukaryota; Dinophyceae; Syndiniales; Amoebophryaceae. The record is from the annotation of a GenBank genome assembly.